This is a messenger RNA of Podarcis lilfordi (Lilford's wall lizard), 2559 nucleotides long. Lineage: Eukaryota; Metazoa; Chordata; Lepidosauria; Squamata; Lacertidae. The record is from the annotation of a GenBank genome assembly.
AUGAAGAAAGUAGAGAAAAGAUUGUUCCAUGACAACAACAAGUUAUCAAAACAGAAAGAGGCGAGGUGGGUUUAACACUUUCAUUACAAGCUAUGAUAUUUGCAGGGUCUCAUUCCAGGGCCAAAAGGUCACUAAGAGGGGAAAUGAUAGGAAACUUUUUUAAAUUACAGGUGGUCUUUCUCUUUUAAAUACUAGAACUCAGGGUCAUCCAAUGAAACUGAGUGGUGGAACAUUCUAGGACUGUCUGGCCAGGGCCUCCUAAUGACUGUUUGGCCAAUGGCAACCACCAGGCAAGCAAGAGGUUCUUUGGAUACCACUGGACGGAGGACUGACAGACUCUUAGGUAGCGACAAACUUUUAUUAAUUGGUUAACAUUAGCAAAGAAAUUGAUCAGCAACGUAGGACAGAGUCUAAUGUAAAGCCAACAGCAACUGGAAUAAAUUACAAAGCUAGCAAUAUAACCAAUAAGCAAAAGUUCUUGGGAAACAAUAAUAAUAAUACGAAUAGAAUAGGUUCAGUUCUUCAUGUCUCCCCAGCCGAUGGAGAUCUGGAAGGCUUCAGACUGGCAGACAGUCUUUCUCUUCACAUUCUGGAAUGGAGCAUAGAAUAAUGUAUCAAGAUCUCACUGUCUCCUUCAGCUGCUGGCCAUUAUAUAGUCCAUAGUGAAAGUCUCGUGCCAAGGCCUGUUCUCUGAAGGCAGCCCUGUUCAGGUAAGUUUUUAAUGUGUGAUAUUUUUCAUCUUUGUUGGAAGCUGCCCAGAGUGGCUGGGGAAACCCAGCCAGAUGGGCGGGGUACAAAUAAUAAAUUAUUAUAAGCUGGCAACAGAUGUAAUUAAUGAUGUAAUCCCAUUCCCAUCCUUUGAUCUGGCCUGGGAGUCGACAAGUGUGGGCAUGAGCCUUCAUUUGCAUUCUUUCUUUAUCUCUGCAGUCAAAAUCAGGCUAGUUUCCUUGUUCCCAGACAACUGGCUCCUCCUUCCUUCCUUCCCCCAUGCAGGCAGGUGUUUGAUAGCUGGCCAAGCCAUGAAGUUGUUUUCACUUCUUCUCAAACAGCCACGUUCCUUACCUUAAAGCUACAACUCCAUCGCAAACCAGGAGCACCACAUUCUGUUUUAUUCCCUGGCAAUACAGGUGCCCUGCUCUGAUUCAUGGGCCCAGUUUGUCAAUCCAGAUCUAGAUCAUGAUCCAGAUCAUGAUCCAGAAAAUACAAGUCUUUGGGAAACCCAUUUGCUGGCAUAUCAAGGGCUGCUAGCUCAGAUGGCUUCAAAACGGGAUUAGACAACAGCCUUCUUCCUUCCUUCCUUCCUUCCUUCCUUCCUUUCUUUCUUUCUUUCUUUCUUUCUUUCUUUCUGCCACAGCACCAGAUGUCAGGCUGGGUCUUUGCAAAAAGAAAACAAAAUGGCACACUUGGAGAGCCUGGGUAACAGCUUCUCUCUGCUUCUUUUUCAGGUCCAACUGAUGGUCUCCAAAGUCUUGCUAGACUCAAUUGGAGUUAUAUGCAUCCAACUGAGAUGGGAUCUAGUACUCCAUCUUUUCUGAUGAUCAGGAGGUAAUUCCAUAAUUAAAUGUAUAUACCUUCCAUCAACGAUGGGGAACAUGUUGCCCUCCAGAUGUUACUGGUCUGCAACUCCUGUCAUCCCCAAACAUUGACCAUGAUGCCUGUGAUGGAAGGAGUUGGCACCCGGGAACAUCUGAAGACCUCAUAGAUCCCACACAGUCUAUUAAAUGGUGAACAUCUGGUAAUGUAUUAUGGGGAAGCCACUUUCAGCCUGAGGGCUGGUAUCAAAGCAGAGAGCCUAUAAAUAAACACCAACAAAUGUUGCAAAGGAAGAUAUUUCUUUUCAGCAGACACCAGUAACUGAGAUUUCAGCUGCAAUUUUAAAAAGAACCAAAAAUUCUCCAUCUGAUUUAUCAGCUGAUCUAGUGUACAGAUCUUACAAUCAACCCGUUUCUUCCACAAAGAAGAUUGCCCCAAAUUUGAUUUACCCCAUAAAAUGAAUAUAGAGAGAAAAGAUGGAUCAAACCCAUAACUGUUGCUUGCAAAUGCUUACUGAAGUCCUAUAAACUAGAUGCCCAGGAGCUUAGAGAGGAAUAAGAUGCAAAUGAGAAAGCUAUGUUAUCUAAAACAUUUUUUUAAAUGCCUUUGAAUCCAUAUGGAACAUCUUUUUAAAAUGGAGAUUGAUCCAGCAAAAGAAAAAGACAUUUCAGUCAUAUUGGACUCAACAAUGUCUUUAUGGGAAAGGAUUGUCUGAUCCUGACAGACGCCAAAGUUUAAUGUUGGAAAUGCCUCAUUGAGACCCAUUUUUGGCCAGAAGUUGUUGCCCAUUUCAACUUUGUACCGAUGAAAUCCUUGACAUUUGUAGACGUGCAUCUAUUUUAAAAAUUAUGUUCUUGAAAUGGGGAGUUUAAGUGCAGGACAACAAAGAGAAUAUUGUGAACUUUCAUGCUUGACAAGAGACUUAUACUCUGAGCUUGGAAGGGAAAACCCCCCAGCAUCCAAGCAAUGUGUUCAUGGUCUUAUCCUCCAUGUUAUAAUAGUUUGUUGUUUCACAGACACAUCUGA